UUAAGUAAUCGUGAUUCUUACGCGCCAUCCUCCUAUCGUGGAAGCUCCUUCACUGGAUACGAUUUAUAUUCUCCCAUCGGAGGCUUUCAAGUUUAUGCCGUGUAGGGAGCGCUGCAUUUCCUGCAUAAUAUAAAACAAGUAUGGCAGAAUUCAUGGAGCUGGAAGGACAGGAUGGGGUUCGGAUGACGUGGAAUGUGGUGCCAGGGACAAAACAAGAGGCUGGUAACUGUGUGGUGCCAGUCUCAGCCAUCUACACCCCAAUCAAGACAUUUCCCAGCAUGCCUGUCCUACCCUAUGCUCCUCUUCGCUGCCGCAAUUGCUCUUCCAUUCUCAACCCCUUCUGUGUCAUGGAUUUUUCCGCCAAGAUUUGGAUCUGCCCUUUCUGCUUCCAGCGCAACCACUUUCCUUCCCACUAUGCCUCUAUCUCUGAAGAAAAUCUCCCUGCUGAACUCUUUCCUCAGUACACCACUAUUGAGUACAAAUCCCCCGGGGAGGCCUACCUUCAUUCUGUCCUCAUGUUCGUGGUUGACAUCUCCAUUAUUGAAGAGGAAAUGACAUUCCUUAAGCCUGCCUUGUCCCGAGCCAUUGGCCUCUUGCCUGACAACUCUCUUGUUGGCUUGAUCACCUUUGGUACGCUUGUCCAUGUCCAUGAGCUUGGCUUUUGUUCCGUUCCUAAAACCUAUGUCUUCAAUGGCUCCAAGGACGUCUCAAGAAACCAGCUUCUUGAGCAAAUGGGCUUUUUCCUUAACAAGCCCGUCACUGGUGUCAUUGCUGGUGCCAGGGACGGGUUUUCUUCGGAUAGCAUUGCACGAUUCCUUCGACCUGCCUCUGAUUGCGAGUUUGCCCUCAAUUCGAUCUUGGAGGAGCUCCAAAAGGAUCCUUGGCCCAUUCUCGCUGGUGAACGGUCAAGAAGGUGCACAGGCACUGCCGUGAGUGUGGCUGCCAGUUUGCUGGGUGCAGGCUUUGCAGGUUCUGGAGCUCGAAUCAUGGCAUUUGUUGGUGGCCCCUCAACUGAAGGCCCUGGUGCUAUUGUCUCAAAGAAUUUAUCUGAACCCAUACGUUCCCACAAGGACCUGGAUAAGGAUUCCGCUCCGCAUUAUCAUAAAGCCAUUAAGUUCUAUGAAGCACUUGCAAAGCAGCUUGUGCACCAAGGACAUGUGCUUGAUCUCUUUGCUUGUUCUGUUGACCAGGUUGGUGUUGCUGAACUUAAAGUUGCUGUUGAGAGAACUGGGGGAUUUGUUCUUCUUGCUGAAAGUUUUGGCCAUUCAGUAUUUAAGGACUCUCUUAGGCGUGUUUUCCAGACAGGGGACAAGGGUCUCAGACUCUCUUCAAAUUGUAUAUUCGAGAUAAACUGUUCAAAGGAUGUUAAAGUUCAGGGUAUUCUUGGGCCCUGUGCAUCUCUUGAAAAGAAAGGUCCUUUGAGCUCUGACAUCAUCAUCGGACAGGGAAACACCAGUGCAUGGAAAAUGUGUGGCCUUGAUCAGGCUACAUCUUUGUGUUUAAUGUUUGAAAUUGUUAAGAAGGACAUCCCUGAUACUGUUGUUCAGUCCUCAAGCAAUCAAUUUUAUUUCCAAUUUCUAUCAUAUUACCAGCAUAGCACUGGCGAAAUGAGACUUCGUGUUUCAACUCUUUCAAGAAGAUGGGUUGCUGGACCUGGAAGCAUAGAGGAUUUGAUCGCUGGAUUUGACCAAGAUGCAGCUGCUGCUGUAAUGGCACGCCUAGUGUCUUUCAAAAUGGAAACUGAGGCUGAGUUCGACCCUAUAAGAUGGUUGGAUAAAGCGUUGAUUCAUAUAUGUUCUCGGUUUGGGGAUUACCAAAAGGAUGCCCCAUCUUCUUUCAGCCUGUCCCCAAGGUUUUCAUUAUUUCCUCAGUUUGUGUUUCAUUUGCGGAGAUCACAAUUUGUCCAGGUCUUCAAUAACAGCCCUGAUGAGACAGCAUACUUUAGAAUGAUCCUGAACAGGGAAAAUGUUACCAAUUCAGUUGUGAUGAUUCAACCUUCAUUGAUUUCUUACUCAUUUCAGUCUGAUCCAGAACCAGCACUGCUUGAUGUGAGUGCCGUUGCAGCCGACAGGAUCCUGCUUUUGGACUCUUAUUUCACCGUUGUUAUUUUUCAUGGCUCAACUAUUGCUCAGUGGCGAAAAGCUGGAUAUCACAGUCAACCUGAGCAUAAGACUUUUGCCGAGUUGCUCCAAGCUCCUUGUGAUGACGCAGAUGCAAUAGUCAAGGAAAGGUUUCCAGUUCCUAGACUAGUUGUUUGUGAUCAGUAUGGCUCACAGGCCCGCUUUCUUCUUGCGAAGUUGAAUCCUUCGGCGACAUAUAACUCAGAUGGUCCUUGCCCGGGUGGAGACAUAAUCUUUACAGACGAUGUAAGCCUUGAGAUUUUCUUGGAUCAUCUCCAGAGAUUAGCAGUUCAAUAAAAUGUGAUAGCAGAGCUAUAGGCAAUUUUGUAAUAUCUAUCAUUUAAUUUUUGUACAGUAAUUCCAACGAUUUGUGUUUUUUAUU
Molecule: messenger RNA, 2502 nt
Organism: Hibiscus syriacus
Lineage: Eukaryota; Viridiplantae; Streptophyta; Magnoliopsida; Malvales; Malvaceae
Product: protein transport protein SEC23-like
Exons: 13
Coding region: 141-2417 (758 amino acids)
Biological process (GO): endoplasmic reticulum to Golgi vesicle-mediated transport; COPII-coated vesicle budding; intracellular protein transport
Cellular component (GO): COPII vesicle coat; endoplasmic reticulum exit site
Molecular function (GO): zinc ion binding; GTPase activator activity
Source: RefSeq, a predicted model, not a curated record